This is a messenger RNA of Arabidopsis arenosa, 1008 nucleotides long. NCBI's taxonomy places the organism in Eukaryota, Viridiplantae, Streptophyta, Magnoliopsida, Brassicales, Brassicaceae. The record is from the annotation of a GenBank genome assembly.
AUUACUAAGAACCGUUUCCUUCUUCCACAGCAAGAAAAGUUCAACCAAAUGGGAAUUAGCGGCGUCGGCGGCGACGAGAACGGCGGCGCAGAGGAGCUGGAGAUUUUCGGAAAAGCUGAUACUGUUACAGUAAACAAUAAACCACAUAUGUCUCCGUCAAUUUCUUCGUCCUCUACAUCGGCGAGUGUCAUCGUCGCCGUUUCAUCAUCUGAGUCAGUAAUUGAUCCGGUGAAGAUGAGUUAUGAAUCGAACGGUGAGGAGGAGGAAGAGUUUGAAUGGGUGGCUGUAGAUAAAGAGAUUGAUCUUAUUACGGAUAAAGCUCCGGAACUUGACGAAGUUGACGACGCUUUCUCUGCACUUCAAUUGAUGUUCAAUGAUGAUGAUGAAGUUUCAGAGUCGGAGUUUGUGGAUUGGAUUGAGCCUCCUUUGCAGCUCUGCAACACUAGACUUCUACAGCCUUAUAUGCUUGACAGACUCUACGACGCCUUUCAUGUGUUUCAGACCGAUCCAUCUGUUCAGAGAAUGGUUAUGUCCUUGACUUCGGACAAGGCUGUUUGGGAUGCGGUGAUGAGUAAUGAGGUUGUCCGGGAGCUUAUAAGCAACGCUGAGAGGUCAGAAGAAGACUCUGGUUCAGCCGCAAAUUGCUUAAGAAGGUUGUUUGAGAGAAGUGCUGUCAAAAUCAUGGACGCAAUGGAGAGAGUCACAAAGUACGUAACUGACCUCUUCAAUGUUGUUCCUGGAGAUGAGACUGUUGUGUUAGCUUCAGGUGCUGCGCCUGUGAUGGAGAAGCUUCAGAUGACUGUUCUGGUCGCCAUUGUUGUCCUGCUUAUCGUGUUAGUUACACGAGUAACGAGAGGUAGAUAGUAUAAAAUAACCAGCCAAACUAUGAUCUCACAUUUCAGGUCUGCUUUACAAUUGUAAUUGUGACCUCUGCGGCUGAAAUCACAGCAGAAAACUGUAAUACUUGUGCUUACUCUUGUAUAAUAAGAAUAUAGUGAUUGUAAUCAC